AUGGGAACGGGGCUGGAUGUCCUAGGCUCCCAGCCGAUUAACUCCCGUCGCCCGGCUGCACCGACGCUGCCCAGCUUUGAACUCCCCCCGCCGCCCUUCGGCCUGGCGAGUGCCAUCACGCCCAAAUACUCGCAACACCCGAAUCAACCACCCUCCUCGCAUCCCCCAGCGAACGUGAGCGUGGGGAACUUGUUGACUCCGCCUGCGACCAAUCAGUCGGGGGAAUCCGGCACGGUUUCUCACACAUUGGCCGUCUCAACCGGCGUCUCCUCAGACCUGCCACCGGCGUAUUGGUCGGGAACCACUCCAUACGGAGCGCCAGGAGCCACGCAUGCCCAGUGGGCAUCGGGGGUCAAUUCCGCGUAUUCCGCACGCAGUUCAUUCUCUCCGUCCGGGCUGGCUCGUUCUGGGCCUGUGACCUCUCCUCCAACAACAGACGGGCUGUCUCAGCCGUUUGAGGCGCCUCCGAUGGCGUCCUUCCCGCAAGCCCUACCCGCGCCACCCUCGACCAUUCCCCCGGGUUCGCACUCUGUCUCCAUGGGCCUUUAUCACCCCGGCCCCGCCACCUCCCCUGCACCCCUGCCACACAAUGACCCUUACAACCAGAAAUUGCACUCCCUCUAUGGCGCUCCUCCCGCUCAUCAGACCGGGUUCUCCCCCAUGUACGGCGGACCUGCUCCCAUCGGUUCCGCCGGGCUGGGAAUCCACCCCGGGGCGCGCAUGCAUGCACAAAGUCCCGGCGGACAGCCGCCGUUGGCAUACCCCCGUCAGCCAUGGCCCUCAUAUUCCCUGCCCGCCAUGAACGGUCCCGUCAUGACCAACGUCCAUAGUCCCAACAGCCCCAUGUCGAUGAUGGGUGGCAUGCAGCCUGGUCUGUUGCCCGGCUUCAACAGUGGACAUGUCGCCAAUACCCAGCAUAUGUAUGGCGCCCAUCCCGCCACUCAUGGCCUUCCGGGCCCGGCCGCCGACCGACCGUUCAAGUGCGACCAAUGCCCCCAGAGCUUCAACCGCAAUCAUGACUUGAAGCGUCAUAAGCGGAUUCAUCUGGCGGUAAAGCCUUUCCCUUGCGCUCACUGCGACAAGAGCUUCUCGCGCAAGGAUGCAUUGAAGCGACACAUUCUCGUGAAAGGCUGCGGCAAAGACGGCGACUCGGAUGCCACCAGCAACCAGACUGGCACCGAUGGGACCGUCAAGGGCGAAGGCCGAAGCGAAGACGGUAGCCCCGUGAUGAACGGGCGCACCUAG
This is a messenger RNA of Penicillium canariense, 1245 nucleotides long. Its product is annotated as putative C2H2 finger domain protein. Lineage: Eukaryota; Fungi; Ascomycota; Eurotiomycetes; Eurotiales; Aspergillaceae. Bases 1 to 1245 code for a protein of 414 amino acids. The transcript is spliced from 2 exons. Gene Ontology annotation, biological process: regulation of transcription by RNA polymerase II. Gene Ontology annotation, molecular function: RNA polymerase II cis-regulatory region sequence-specific DNA binding; DNA-binding transcription factor activity. The record is from RefSeq and is a predicted model, not a curated record.